AUGAUAGGCAGAAAUGAAGCUUGUAGAGACUAUAAUAGAUGGUGUCCCCCUUCUAGAGGAAAAUUAAAAAUCAACAUUGAUGCUUCUAUUUUACCUAAUCAUAAUAUUGUUGGUAUUGCUCUAAUCAUAAGAGAUUUUACAGGGAGGAUGGUGGAAGCCUGGACGCUGGUAGAAAGAGUCAGAGAUGUCACCCAAGCUGAAGCAGUGGCAGUGCUUAAAGCUCUUCAGUGGAUUGUUCACUUGCAUAUUCAGCAGGUCAUAGUGGAAGGAGACAACAAAGAAGUCAUGGAAAGUGUCAAGGGGCCUCAAAUUACUACAAGAUGGGAGGAUGCCAAUAUUAUCAGAGAUUGUCAACAUCUAGUUAAGUGUCUAGGGAAUGUCCAAGUUUGUUUUAUAAAUAGGAAGUAUAACCAAGUAGCUGAUCUUCUUGCUAAGUUUGCCAGAAACAAUAAUUGUACUAGGAAAUGGAGUUCUGAGCUCCCCCAGUGUGUCGAGUCUAGAUUAGAAAGUGAAAGAAUAGUGAUGUAA
Molecule: messenger RNA, 528 nt
Organism: Papaver somniferum (opium poppy)
Lineage: Eukaryota; Viridiplantae; Streptophyta; Magnoliopsida; Ranunculales; Papaveraceae
Exons: 1
Coding region: 1-528 (175 amino acids)
Molecular function (GO): nucleic acid binding; RNA-DNA hybrid ribonuclease activity
Source: RefSeq, a predicted model, not a curated record